Messenger RNA from Penicillium soppii, 735 nucleotides. RefSeq lists its product as uncharacterized. The transcript has 2 exons. Lineage: Eukaryota; Fungi; Ascomycota; Eurotiomycetes; Eurotiales; Aspergillaceae. The record is from RefSeq and is a predicted model, not a curated record. The coding region runs from base 1 to 735 and encodes 244 amino acids.
AUGGAACCUCCACCCCAGAAAGAGACAUCAUCGCUACAACCUCAUGCGCCCAUCGCGAGGGUCGCUACGAGAGCUCUAGCUGAAAAUAAUAUCCCUGUGGUGGAGUACGGGCAGCAGGUACAGUGGCGUAAUGGAGACCCUGUGGUUCUUCUCCUGGUCGAGUGGGCAGUCCCCGAUGCACUGCUCUCACUUUCAUCGCAGAUACUAUCAGACUAUGGAUUCCCCUGCGUUCCCCCAUCCACAAGGGUCACUGACAUGUUUGGAAAAUGGGAGCGAGCUAACAUCAGCCACAGGCUAGAUGAGAGCGGUCCAGUAUAUCUCUACCCGCUGUCAUUUGUCGGUCUUACGCUCCAGGACACUGUCGAAGUCACAUCUACCUUUGAUCGCAUGCUAAAUAUCUUGACGCCCAAGCCUCACAUGUAUAUGGUGUCGUUGAUUCGUCAUCUCCUAAAUCACCCGGUUAGAGACACCUUCAGGCGUCGAGUAGAAGAUGAUCUACUGUCUUUCAUAUCCUUUCAUAUUAUGCGAGACGAACCGCUGGAUACCAAGGAUCCUGGAUGGAGUGAGAAUGAAAACGAGAACGAGAGUGACGAAGAUUUUCAAAAAAGACUUGAAGAUGCAGUGAAUGAAAUGAAAACUUGGGAUUGGAAUGCUGUGGGAAAUGAGUAUCUGGAUAUUGCUCAAUCUGUCGUUCGUGACUGUCAUUCUAUCGAUCAGCUAUCUAAUUGUCAAUGA